GCUCCUCCACCUGCCCCUAAUUAUUUGAUCUUCCCCAAAUUUGUAGGGUUUUCAAAAUCUUCCAGGGUUUUCUCGAUGGCCACCGCGACCGAAUCGAAGAAGAUGAUCACGCUGAGGAGCUCCGACGGCGAGGAAUUCGAGAUCGAGGAGGUCGUGGCCAUGGAGUCGCAGACGAUCAGGCAUAUGAUCGAGGACGAGUGCGCUGAGAGCGGGAUCCCGCUCCCCAACGUCAACAGCAAGAUCCUGUCGAAGGUGAUCGAGUACUGCAAGAAGCACGUCGACGCUGCUUCCGCUAAGACCGACGAUAAGUCCGGCGAUGAGGAGUUGAAGGCUUGGGAUGCCGAUUUCGUCAAGGUCGAUCAGCCUACGCUGUUCGAUCUCAUCCUGGCUGCGAACUACUUGAACAUAAAGAGCUUACUGGAUCUCACCUGUCAGACUGUUGCUGAUAUGAUCAAGGGGAAGACUCCUGAAGAAAUUCGAAAGACUUUCAACAUCAAGAACGACUUCACCCCUGAGGAAGAGGAGGAGGUUCGCAGGGAGAACCAGUGGGCCUUUGAGUGAGGGCCUUCAUGCUUCAUUUGGUGCUUUUGUCUAGUCUCCGAUGCUUUAUCUUAGUUUGGUUAAGUUGCUGGUUUAUAGGAGUUGGGUAAAGGGAAAAAAUGCUAACUUUGUCACUUGAAAAUGCUUUCCAUUUAUAUCGACUUUUAUAUGUAAAUAUGAAGAAGCUCUUAACUUUAAGCUCUCUGUUGUUCAAUCGUUGCAUUCUGGUUUGUAUGGUUCUGGAUCCUC
This is a messenger RNA of Asparagus officinalis (garden asparagus), 789 nucleotides long. Its product is annotated as SKP1-like protein 1A. The coding region runs from base 76 to 561 and encodes 161 amino acids. Gene Ontology annotation, cellular component: cytoplasm; nucleus. Gene Ontology annotation, molecular function: cullin family protein binding. The record is from RefSeq and is a predicted model, not a curated record. Gene Ontology annotation, biological process: SCF-dependent proteasomal ubiquitin-dependent protein catabolic process. NCBI's taxonomy places the organism in Eukaryota, Viridiplantae, Streptophyta, Magnoliopsida, Asparagales, Asparagaceae. The transcript has 2 exons.